Oncorhynchus masou masou (cherry salmon) is the source of this 477-nucleotide messenger RNA. RefSeq names its product dual specificity phosphatase 28 (gene dusp28). The transcript has 2 exons. Gene Ontology annotation, molecular function: MAP kinase tyrosine/serine/threonine phosphatase activity. The coding region runs from base 1 to 477 and encodes 158 amino acids. Lineage: Eukaryota; Metazoa; Chordata; Actinopteri; Salmoniformes; Salmonidae. The record is from RefSeq and is a predicted model, not a curated record. Gene Ontology annotation, cellular component: cytoplasm. Gene Ontology annotation, biological process: protein dephosphorylation.
AUGCUCCAGCCGCAGCUCCAGCUGUGCAAGGUCACCAACGCGCUUUUCAUCAGCAACGCACGCUCGGCCUGCACUGACGACCUCAUCCAGCAGGAGGCAGUGACGCUGUGCAUCAACGUGUCCAAGCAGCAGCCCUUCCCCGAGUCGUCACGCAUCGCUGUGCUGCGUGUGCCUGUCUACGACGACCCCACUGAGGACCUGUACCGCUACUUCGAUAGCUGUGCAGACGCUAUCCGGGACGAGGCAUCCAAGGGAGGCCACACCGUCGUCUAUUGCAAGAACGGCCGCAGCCGCUCGGCCACCAUCUGCGUGGCGUACCUCAUGAAGUACCGCAAGCUCUCAUUGGCUGAGGCGUUUACGAAAGUGAGGACUUCACGCUCAGUGGUGGACCCCAACUCGGGAUUCUGGGCCCAGCUGGAAAGAUAUGAGCAAGAGCUGAGAAAGAGGCGGGGGGAGGUGGACAACGCCCCAACCUAA